AUGGCUUUAUUUUUACGAAAAUGUUUGAAUUUGUCAACGGGAGGAAAACAGUUCGGGGCGUGUUUCUACCGACGACUGAGCAUGACACCAUUAUCAACGAGCAUCUCUCCACCGAUUGGAUAUACACCUGCUAAUAUUCGGAUACCAUUACCUCGUCAAUUGCCGUCGUCUCAAACUACACCGAUGCCAGCAAGACUUCCUUCUUCGAUUAUUUCAUCAAAUACAGUGUCAAUCGUCGAUAAAUGUUCGUUGUACGAUGAUUUACUUUACUAUGAUUGUCCGUCGACAAGAAUCGACAAAGUUCAAUGUGCUUGGACAUCGACAAACUAUCGUUAUAAGCGUCAACGACGUGUACGUAAUCAUCCCAGUCGUUUGUCGAAUACAGUUCGAUAUCGUGCACGUCGAAUGCGUUUACAUCAUCGCAAGAAAUGGUUGAAAAAAUUCAAAUACGAUCUUUUGAAAAAACUUCGCGAAAAGAUCAAACGUCGUGGGAAAUUGUUCGAAAUGGAAAACGCAAUUAUUCUCGGCAAAGCGGAUCAGUUCAAUGCUGAACAUUAUGUCAAACGUGAGCUGGAGAAAGCGAAGUUCUACGGUUAUCAUGUGUCGCCGAUAUAUGAGCAAAUCCGUGAUGAUAUCAACCGACUGAAAAUUGAAUAG
This is a messenger RNA of Adineta ricciae, 657 nucleotides long. NCBI's taxonomy places the organism in Eukaryota, Metazoa, Rotifera, Eurotatoria, Adinetida, Adinetidae. The record is from the annotation of a GenBank genome assembly.